UUACACUAUAUACUUUAUGGAUAAUGAAGAUUUUGUUGUAAACGAAUCUAUAACGAUUGCAUGUACUGAAACCGGCAUAUGGAUACUUAAACUCCUUCACAGAUAUACACAAAACUGUAGAAGCCCGUAAACAAAUAAUGAUCGUAUAUUUCCAUCGAAUCAUAUGAGCUGGAGUUCAGUGUAUGCCGAUCAACUAACUUGGAGCUCAAUGGAUAUAAUGUCUAGAUACGAUUCAAUCAGCUGAAAAUAUAGCGCUCCAAGAAAAGUUAUAAAAGUAUUUAGUCUUUAUUUCUGGCAUGUACUUACACAUAAUUUAUAAACGCAACUCUACUACAGCACCAUAAUGCUGGUCGCAACACCAGGACAAACAGCGACGUAUUCUCUUCUCGGCAGUAGUGCGCCCAAGAAGACAUGUCUUCUUAACUCAUCUACAACACCAAAGAGCACCAUAAACUCAAACUCAAUUGCGUCAACUAACAACAGCAACAAUUGCAGUAGCACAGCCGCCACGCUAAUGAAAACAAUACAAGUACGACUCAAUCGUGGCACUGAAUUUUUAAAAGAUACCGUGCAAAAAGCACUUAUCAGUAAUACCACCAAUUCUAGUAAUACAUCCACCAGUACAUCAAGCAUAAGCUUUCGUGGCAACACCAAAACUAACAAUAUAAGCUCCACAAUCGUUGGUCCUUUAAAACAUAUUCAUGCAUCAUCAGCUCUCGCUACAACUGUUUCAUCAAAAACUAAUUUAGUUGGUAAGUCGACAUAUAAUACAACUUUGGCUGCAGCUGCCUCAACAUCUAGCGUUGCAAUUGUGAGGACGUCAAUUGCAACCAAUACUUCCAAAUCAGUAAAGUUGAACACCGUUCCGCCCACCAAAAUACAUCGUUACCCACAAGAUCGUCAGGAGACAAGCAGCACGGACAGUAUCAAUAAAGAGAUGUGCCAUUUCAAACCAAUUUUGCCAGCCCCAACGAUGCGUUGGAAGAGUGGCAGUAAGUCGCGAGGCGGUGCAACUAUAAAAAUUCCCGUAGCAUGUUUAGCAACGAAUCUUAAAAAAUUGAACUGUGAUGAUUGUUUGAAGUUGGUUGAAGAUAGCAGCGAAGGAGAGCAAGAUGUCGAUGAAGAUGAAGCAAUGGAGGUGGACGACACAAAAUAUCCGCACAAAAAUCACCUUUACAAGCCAAAUCCAAGUUCUACCUUAUUGAGUACGAUCAUAACUUCACCAUCGCAUCAAUCUGCAUUCGUCCGUCUGGUCGCACAAAUGAAGACUUUGGUUAAUAUACAACAAACACCGUGUGAAAAACCACACAACACAACUCCUAAAAAGAAGGACCAUAAUAAGACACGUCACACAGCACGUCGUGGUCGUCCCUCAAAUGCGGCGUUAGCUUUGAAAAUGCAACAAUUACGCAAAUCACCAAUGAGUUUGCCAUUGACGCAACUUUUAUUGCGCAGUCGCAAACCGUCAUUUGUACAAGUCAACAAACUCAAUUUACCCACUGAUCUGAUUAUCAAGAAAGGUCGAACCGCCAGCACAAAAGCUAAUGCCGUAACUACGAGCAAGUCAAUCAAUGCGGCUAAAGACAAAAAACGAACAGACGCUCUUGCUUUAAAAGUUGAUAACAAGCGGAGCAAACGUAACACCACCAAAUCAAAUGUAAUCAACAUUGUAGCGUUUGCGCAAGACAAAAACUCUACGCAAAAUGCCCAAAGGAACCUUCAGAUGAGCAAAAGUAAAGUUGUUACUAGUGUUAAUGAAACCCCUGCGGCAGAAUCAAAACACCAGCAACGUAAACGUAAACAUGUUAAUGAAGUAAGUUUGGCAAAUGAAGUUGUCGGUGCAGAAGUAAAUGAAAUGCGAAAAACUAGCUCGACCGAAACGAGUGUUAUGCCACCAUUACGCAAAAGUGCAAGACUUUCAAAAGAUGGAAACAACGAGUUUGUGACAAUUGGCAGUGUGAAACGUAUUACGCUUCGGAAACGUAAUACACGUUAUACACAGCAACGUGCAGCCGAUACCUUUUCGCCACCAAUGACACGUUCACGUCUGAAAGAACUGAUGCAAAAACAAUGUAGUCCUUAUGUGAUGGAAGGCACCACACAGCUUAUUGUCUAAGUCAUGUUAAGUGGCAACAACAAUACAAAUCAACAACAAGAGUAUAUGAAUAUUUUUUGUGGCUACUGUGUUAACGAGCUGAAGAUGUGUAAAACCUAAACAACGGAUUAAUAAAUCAAAAUCGCAAGGGUAUGCCAGUAAUUAAGAGCUAUUGCUUUUGCAUGCAUCUAAAUUGUAAUGUAUUCAAAUGAUUGAUUUCUUUUAUCUCUUUUUAAAACGUGACAAAAUGUGUUUUUGCUAAACUUGUAUAUGUAUAUGACAGUUAGCGCACUAAACCUUACUGGCCCAAUGUGAUAGUGAAUAUACACUAUAAUAAACUACCAUUUGUAGUAAGAAUUUA
Molecule: messenger RNA, 2456 nt
Organism: Zeugodacus cucurbitae (melon fly)
Lineage: Eukaryota; Metazoa; Arthropoda; Insecta; Diptera; Tephritidae
Exons: 5
Coding region: 344-2116 (590 amino acids)
Source: RefSeq, a predicted model, not a curated record